AUACACAAAUAUUUAUAUUUAUCAUACAAUUAAUAUUAUAAUUAAAUAUGUUAUAGAUGGCGUCGUCAUGUUGGACAAUUCUUAUUUGAAAAGUGGCAAAAUCUUCGGUCAAAUAGUGUGCAGCUUUCGGUACGGUCGAAAGGAGGAUGAAGUGAUGGGAUUGUGUUUUCAGAAAGACAUGUACUUGGCAUCGGCACAAAUAUAUCCUCCUCUUGAUGACAACCCAGUCAAGUUGACUAAAGUUCAGGAUUGUUUAGUGUCUAAAUUAGGGAGUAACGCCACGCCAUUCCGUUUUAAGAUUCCUGAGAACGCACCGGCAUCGGUAAUUUUGCAAGACGGGACAUCAAAUUUAGCCGAUGCAUGUGGUGUCCAGUACUACGUGAAAAUAUUCGCCGGAGAAUCUGAAACCGACCAUAACCGUGCAAAGAGUUUCGUGGCGAUGCGCAUCCGCAAAAUCCAGUUUGCUCCGGUCAUGCGUCCCUUGAGUAGACAUCCUUGCACCAUCGUCCGCAAAGACUUCAUGUUCAGUCCCGGCCAACUGGAAUUGGAGGCUGUACUCGACAAACAGGUAUCAUGUCCAACUUACUAUUACAAUAAUGACAUUAGCUGAUUAUACGCGAGUAAU
Acyrthosiphon pisum (pea aphid) is the source of this 625-nucleotide messenger RNA. Its product is annotated as arrestin homolog. Gene Ontology annotation, cellular component: cytoplasm. The transcript is spliced from 3 exons. NCBI's taxonomy places the organism in Eukaryota, Metazoa, Arthropoda, Insecta, Hemiptera, Aphididae. Gene Ontology annotation, biological process: signal transduction; G protein-coupled receptor internalization. The record is from RefSeq and is a predicted model, not a curated record. Gene Ontology annotation, molecular function: G protein-coupled receptor binding. The annotation marks the transcript as partial.